AUGAAAAGCACUAACAAAAAACUGUCGGCACAAGAUGGAAAAUUAAUAUAUGAAGGAGAUAUAAUAACUGAUGAUAAAUCUAAAGCUGUUCUUUAUGAUGGUCCAGGAUAUUUAUUCAACAAUGAAACAAAAUGUUUUUUCAAAGGAACUUGGAAGAGAGGUGAGAAAGUAUGUGGAAUUGAGACUUUCCCAAAUGGUGAUGUUUAUGAAGGAUAAUAUAAAGAUGGUGUAUUUCAUGGAAGAGGAUUGCUUUAUAAUAAUGUAUAACUAUACCCUGACAAAAAAGGGUAAUACCUAUAUGAUGGUUAAUUUGAAUAGGGACAAAAACAUGGUUAGGGAAAAGAGUGUUAUAUCACAGGUGGUUGUUAUGAAGGAUCUUUUAAAUACAAUCAGAAACAUGGACAUGGAAAAUUAGUAUUCUCUGAUGGGUCUUAAUAUGUUGGGGAUUUUUAGAGAGGUAGCUUUGAUUUAUUUUCUUUUAGGAUUACCUAAUGGAUUUGGAGUAUAGAUUGCAUAUUCUAAAGAAAGAAUAGUGGCAACAUUCCCUCCUCCUUAUGAUAAUGAAAAAAGAAAGGAAUUAUAAAAAACUGAAGAAGUUAUAGAGGAUGAAGCAGAUAAACAAAGAUUAGAAUUCUUGUAUGAAGGUGAUUUUGUAGAUGGAUAUAAACAUGGUAUUGGAAGAUUAUAUUAACCUAAUGGUUCUUAUUAUUAUGCUUAUUGGGAAUAUAAUAAACCUGCUCGUGAUUUUAUUGAAUAUAUUGCUGAAGGUCAUAAAUGGAGAAUUGUUAAUGUGAAAUAAUUAUAGACUGACCAAAGUAUUAAUUUCUUCAAGAUUAUUCGGGAAAAUAGAUCUGAAUGGAUAUAGAAAUAUCCUAUUAAAGGAAAUAGUUAUCCUCCAGCCGAAUUAGAUGGUUAUAAAAGUCUUAUUGAUGAAAAAGGAUUAAAGAGAGAAAAUUUUGAAGAUCCAGAAUUUGAUUUCUCUGAACAAUCCUUUAAUAUCAAAGAUGAAAAUGACUAACCUAUUGGAGCACCUAUAGAAUUUGAAAGAAUAUAUACAUCCAAAUAUUUUAAGAAGAAAGACUUCAAACUAUUCACUAAAGAAAUUUAACCUGGAUAUUUAAAAUACUAAGAAUAAUAUUGUUGUUAAUAAUUAACUGUUGUUUUAAAUGCACUUACAUUUCAUUCAUAUCUUUUUGCUAAAGUUUUUUCUAGAAAAUAUGAGGCUGAGUAAUUAUAAUAAUAAAUAAUUUAGAAUUGGAUUUUAUUUUAUUAAAUUAUUUUUGAAAAAUGAAUGGAAAGAAUAUAUUGUGGAUGAUAGAAUCCCUAUAUUUAGAUCUGAUAAAAUGCCCAUCUUUUCUAAUUCUUAAGAAUCUGAAUUAGCUUGGGUAAUCCUUUUUAAAGCAUUUGCAAAAUAUAAUUAAUCAUUCCAAUAUUUUUCUAAUGAUAAAUUAAUGAGAGCUGUUGAAUAUUUGACUUUACUUACAGGUAUGCCAACUGUUUAAUUAAAUGUUCCUAAUGUUUUUGGAGAUAAUCAAGAAUAUUCUGAAUAGGUAAAAUAUAUUUCAUAUUUAUUUUAGUAAAAAAAACUAUGGAAAACCAUGGCUCAAAAAUAUUAAAAUACUAAAGUUAGAAUUUGUUAUUUACAUAAAGAUAUAGAAGACCGUUUAAAAUUACCAAAAAACACAGCUUAUUAAAUUGUAGACUUACAAGAAACUUCAUAAGGCAAAAGAGAGGAAUCCUAUUAUCUACUUAUACUGGCAUCUAAUUAAAAACUUGCUCUAAAAUAAGAUAUUACUAAUUAAAUUUCACUUGCUAGAUAAAAAUUAUAAGAACGAAAUCCAUAAACUAGAGGUAAUGAUUCAUACUUCUUCAUGGAUUAUAAAGACUUUAUUAAACAUUUUCAAUAUGUUAUCAUGCUUUGUGCUACUAAAUAUCCUAUCUAAAAUUAAUAAUUGAUUUAACCUGAAGAAAAAGACAAGCAUAAUCAUGAAUUAAGAUUCUUUUGUAAAUUUAAAACCAACUUAGCAUAGGAUUGUUUAAUUUGUAUUACAUAAGAUCAUUAAGAAAAAUAAGAGGAUUAUAUAGUAUAAGAAAGUAUUUUUUUUAAUUCUAUUAUUAGAAACAUUUCCUGUAAGAAUUGUACUUGCUAAAGAAAAAGAUAUUUUUACAAAUAAAAAUUAAGUUAAGAAGAAGGUCAUUUCAAAAUGGUAAGAAUAAGCAACUCGUUCAAAAUAAGAGAAAGAAAAAGAUAAAAAAGAAGAAACUAUGAAAAUAGAUAUGAAAUAUGCUUCCAUAUUUGAAACAAACACAGAUAAAAAAUAAGUUAAGCCUUAUAAAUAUUGUUUUGGAAGAGGGUAAUCUACAGAUAAGAUUUUAUUUAAAGAUGCCUCUUUAGAAAGUGGAGAUUAUGUAUUGUUUGUUUAGGUUGAAAUUGGUGAUAGUAAAGAAUAAUUUGAUAUUAAGAAUAUGAAAUUUUGGAUAACAAUCCAUAGUCAGAAAUUAAUACAGAUUUAAAGACUUGAUUAACAAAUUUAAGGGUUCUAAAAAGCAGUAUAUGAAAGUGCUAUUGCAAUAGCUGAUAAACAUUCUUCAGAUACUUAGAAAAUCAAAUAUUUUCAUAAGGGAGAUCUUAGUGAAUAAGAAAAUGGAAGCAGCGAUCUUGUAAUUACACAAUAUUUUAUAAAAAAAGAAGGAACUUAUUUAUAACAUUUAAAUAAUAAAAGUACCAAUAAAAUUUGGAGAUAAAAGUUAUAUUUUAAGUUGGAUAACAUGUAAAUUAUUGAUCAUAGAGAUUCUUAAAAAUUAGAUAUUUGUUUAUCCAAAAAAUAAACAGCUUUAAUCAUAAUUUAACAAGUUGGAGCAAAAAAAUAUAAUUUAGAAGGAGGAGAAGGAAUUUGUAUUGUGGAUUUAUUAAAUGAUUAGAAUGUAGAAGAGGAAUAAGAAGCUAAAAAUUAAGAUGCAACUAGUGUUUAAGAGGAUAAUUAAUAGAAUUUUUAACAGACUACAUCAAAACCAAAAUUUGGAAGUCUACUUUUUAAAAAGUGAU
Messenger RNA from Paramecium sonneborni, 3046 nucleotides. Lineage: Eukaryota; Ciliophora; Oligohymenophorea; Peniculida; Parameciidae. The record is from the annotation of a GenBank genome assembly.